Messenger RNA from Acaromyces ingoldii, 3694 nucleotides. RefSeq lists its product as hypothetical. Lineage: Eukaryota; Fungi; Basidiomycota; Exobasidiomycetes; Exobasidiales; Cryptobasidiaceae. Gene Ontology annotation, molecular function: ATP binding; RNA endonuclease activity; protein serine/threonine kinase activity. Gene Ontology annotation, biological process: protein phosphorylation; IRE1-mediated unfolded protein response; intrinsic apoptotic signaling pathway in response to endoplasmic reticulum stress. The transcript is spliced from 2 exons. Gene Ontology annotation, cellular component: IRE1-TRAF2-ASK1 complex. Bases 200 to 3451 code for a protein of 1083 amino acids. The record is from RefSeq and is a predicted model, not a curated record.
UCCUCAUUUCCCACCGCUUUCUCUAGAACAGCGCCAUCAUCCCCAACAUUGCUCGUCAGCGUAUACGAGCUGCGAAGCGAGCAGUCGCUCUGUCCACGCACCGAUUUCCCCUUCACUGCAGCUCCUCUGAUGCUCGGUCGGUCUACGUAGAGAGACAAGAGAAGAGGGCGGUCACGCCGUCUGACUGCUUGCAUCAAAGAUGGAGAUGGGCGUAAGGCUGACGAUGCUCUGCCUAUUCGUCCUCUUCUGCCUUGUCAGCCAAGUGUUCUCAAUCGAACAACACACAGGAUCCGCUACUGUACGACACAAGUCCCACCAGAACAGCGACAAGAACAAGAACAUUGUUCACCAUGCAACCGACGAGCUCGCUCCCUAUCACCUUCGUUCGUAUCCGUCGUCGCUACGACACAAGAUCAAGGCCGGUGCUUCCGCUGAGCAUGCAACGACCCUCAAUAACGUGGCCCUGGGCAGUGUCGUUCUCGUCUCCACCAUCGAAGGAGGCAUUUAUGGCCUGCACAGGGACACGGGCAGCCGCAUCUGGAGCCUGCCACCGCGAACGAGCUCAAAUGAGACGGGCGGUGCCUUCGCUCCCCUUCUCAGCUCCACUUUUGGCCCAGAAAUGCGCACCUUCUCUGAGCUGGCGGCCGAUAUGACGUCGGGUGAUGAGUCGUAUCUGCACUAUCAACAAGGUCAACAGCCAACGGCAAGCGGGCAGGAAGCCCUCGAGGCGAUCCAGGAUCUGGGCCUGUACAUAGUCGAGCCUUCAGACGGUCACAUCUACGUCCUCAGCCGACCUCGUGACGGCUCUUCGCCCACCAAGCUUUCGAAGCUGCCCUUGAGCCUGCCUCAGCUCGUCGACCUGGGCCCCUUUUCGUUCCCGGGCGACGCCUCGCGCGUCUUUGCGGGCCACAAGCGCACGACUUUGGUAGAAAUUGAUGUCCUGACUGGCCGCAUCGGCGCCGUCUUUGGCGACGAGGGCGCCCAUGCGCCCUGGUGCCCCGCUACGCCAGACCCAGACACCGCAGCCAGACUUGACCGGCAAGAAGACUUCUGCCAACGUCGGGAGCAAUGGGCCCACAUAGGUCGGACAGACUACACGCUGACUAUUCAUCUUCGUGGCCGACCAUCGCUCAGCCAGACGCUGCGCUACAGCACCUUUACCCCAGAUAUUGCCGAUCGCGACCUGGCCACGAUGUGGUCGCGGAGGGCCACCACGCUGGAUCAACGCGCUCUGCUGGGCAUGCCCGAGGAAGGCACCAUCGUCUGCUUCAAUUCUUCAGCCGCAUUUGAGCCGACAUCGGCCAGCGUCAGCAGCAACAAGGAGAGGACACUGUGGGUCAGCGAGCUUGGUGCGACCGUCGCCGGCAUCUUCGACAUCAUCUAUCCGCAUACAAACAGCGACUCGGAGCCACAGCUGGGAGAAGAACCAUUGGGGAAGGCCGUCAUCGUGCCACAUCCCCGCCGUGCUCUGCCCCCUCUCUACCUUACGCCAUCCGCUGCCAGCCAAGACACGCGCGACGAGGGGCCCGACGCGGCCGACGAAGCAGAAGAAACCUCCACCUAUUUGGGCCUCUCGGGUGGCCACCUGUAUGCCAUGGGACAGCGAGAGUACCCGCUCAUCGCCUUUGCGCGCCAGGCACCUGUUUCCCUUGGUCAUGCCUCGCAUCAGGACAACCAUCACCACAGUUCACGAAGCUACCGGGGCAUCGAAGCAGGUCACCCGUCUCUGUGUACCUCGUCGAGCUGCUUUGUGGGCACCUACGAUCUGGCAGCGAGCGGCAAUGGUGGGGCCAUGCUGUCAGGCGACCGCAUGCUCGGUGGCAGUGCCCCUCUCUUGGGCAUCGGCGAUGGGUCCAAAUCCUCUUCCUCCUCUGCCUCGGACAAUGACAGAUUGCCAAAUGACACAGAGUCAGGGAUCGAGGCAGAUACGAGGUCAUCUCUAUCAUCAUCAUCAUCAUCAUCAUCCUCACCGUCAUCAUCAUCAUCGUCGCCGUCGUCGUCGCUAUCAUCGCUGGAAAGGUCUUGGUCCACGCUGCCGUCCCCUACGAUGCUCUUGGCCCAGAUGAUUGUCGUUCUGUUGCUCGCCGUCUUGUGCGGUCUCGUCUACGUCGGUGCACAAGAACAACGGCGACAGAAUGCAGAGCAAGCAAAUGCGGCUUCCAAAGAGCUUCUCUGGGCUCCUGUUGCACAGAAUCCGGCUCCAGACACGACACUCGCUUCGGCGACAAGGGCAGAGGUAAAGACAAAGACAGGGGGAGAGGCGGAAGGGAAUGACGGCCUGAAUGACGCAGUUGCCUUAGAAGGGAGGACAUUGUUGGAGGACGGGGAGGACGUUGCCGUUUCUGAAGGCAAGCCGGGAGAUAAGAGAAGGGCGGCCAAGAGGCGGAGGAGAGGCAAGAGGGCGGGAGCCGCCGUGUCGCAGCGCGAGGGUAGACGAGAAGCAAAUGGGACAGCCAAUGGACGAGGUGAAGAGGGAGAAGACCAGAGCGACAACGAGGAAUACCCACAGCUGGAUAACGGCCAUCUGAGCGCUACGGACGGGGUCCAGAGGCAAAUGGACGCUGGUGCCGCAUUAUCCUCGCCAACGACGAUGGCUAUCUCUCAAUCUGGUUGGCUCGAUACCGGAGAAAACACAUCGGGAGCGGGAGGCCAGGAGGCCAUCAAGAUAGCCGCCCAGGCAUCUUUGCGUGCAGAGGGAGGCGAGGCGACUACGGUCGAGGAAGGUGGCGUGGCAAAGAGGGGAAAGAGCCUCGUCAUCUCCGACGAAGUGCUUGGUUACGGCUCGUCUGGCACCAUCGUCUUCAAAGGCACUUUUCAAGGGAGGGCCGUGGCCGUCAAACGUCUGCUGCGCGACUUUGUCGACGUGGCAUCCAAGGAGGUGUCGCUGCUGGAGUCUGCCGACAAUCACCCGAACGUGAUUCGAUACUUCUACAAAGAGGUUACAAGCACCUUUCUCUUCAUUGCCCUGGAGCUCUGCCCUGCAAGCCUAGCCGACGUCAUCGAGCGGCCAGCCGAAUGGCAGGAGCUUUGUGCGAUGUUGAAGCCGAAGCGGUGCUUGUGGCAGAUUGCAUCAGGUGUUCACCAUCUCCACUCCCUCUCGAUUGUUCAUCGAGACAUUAAGCCGCAGAACAUCCUCGUCACCUAUUCGUCUGGGGGCAAGCUCAAGAUGCUCCUCUCCGACUUUGGACUUUCAAAACGCCUCGACGGCAUCGCUCAGACGAGUUUCAGUCAGACGAUGAACAACCCUGGCGGUACUGUAGGGUGGCGGGCACCCGAGAUCCUUAGGGGAGACGUCUCCUUGGACGAGUCGAGGGAAGGAAGCUCGAGCAGCACGACGACGACUUCGGCGAGCGAUAGCAUCACUGCUACAGGCGAGAACCAUCCCUCUUCGUCAACGAGGGCCAGAUUGACGAGAGCAAUCGACGUUUUUGCCUUGGGUUGCUUGACCUAGUGAGUUACAACUUGUCUGACCUUUUGGCUUUUCUUCCGAGAAUUUUUGCGGCAGCUCCUCCUUCUCCCCUCUUGGAUGGUUCGCACUUUGCUGAUCUUCCGUCCCACGAAUAGCUAUGUCCUCUCCAACGGCGAGCAUCCGUUUGGCUCGCGCUACGAGCGAGAGGUCAACAUCAUCCGUAAUCGCAUCGAUCUCAGUCGAUUGGACAGCCUCGGCGAAGAAGGCCAUGAAGCGCAGCACGUC